Molecule: messenger RNA, 1858 nt
Organism: Fimicolochytrium jonesii
Lineage: Eukaryota; Fungi; Chytridiomycota; Chytridiomycetes; Spizellomycetales; Powellomycetaceae
Product: ferritin-like domain-containing protein
Exons: 1
Coding region: 273-1697 (474 amino acids)
Source: RefSeq, a predicted model, not a curated record
GCGAGUGGAGGCACAGCGGUUUCUCGUCGUUCGGUGUCUGUUCUGAUAAAAGGAGUGGCUCGCUCGCACGCCGCCCCUCUCGUUUUCCCAUUUCUCUCUUUUUCUUUGCGAAUCUCUGUUUCUCUUUCCGUUCCAACAACACAAGCAGCGCUUUUCUGUCUCGCUUUCUUAGUUCUUUAGAAGGAGCACCCCCGGAGCUUGUUUCUCCCUCCUUCCCUCACCACACACACACACACACACACACUCUUCACCACUCAAGCACAGCAGCAACCAUGCCAAUCAAAAAUAUCUUCUCCGCAGUACCCCUGCUCCUCCUGCUAGCCUCCUCAGCAACCCAAGUCCUCUCGCACCCCGUGCUCUCCGACUCGUCCAUCGCGGCGCUGGGCGGCAUCCACGAUCUCGAGCACAGGCAUGUGAGUCUCAGGGCGCGGUACGCUGAGGCGGCGUUUGAUGAUGAAAACGGUAACGACGACGACGGUGAUGAUGCGGAGGACGGCGACGACAACACCCCCGCGGCAUUUGCACCUGCGACUGCCGCAUUUGCGUCGUUGGCCGAUGUGAGUGUGGUUGAUGCGAGCAAUGCUGCGCCGGCUGAAGGGGGUGCUGUCGUGGCUGUCAGUGUCGGGGCCGCGAGUGCGACUGAAUCUGCGACGGCGACCGCCGCAGCUGCAACCUCGACCGACACCGCAUCCGCAUCCGCAUCCGCAUCCGCCACCGUCUCCGCCGCGUCAGGCUCCGCGACCGUAUUCCCCGGCACAGCACCAACGCUCUCCACAGCCGGCGCCCCCGCGCAAGGCGACCUCUUCGUGCUCAACUACGCCCUCACCCUCGAAUUCCUCGAAGCCUCGUUCUACAAGCAGGCCCUGGACAAAUUCGACGCAAACGCCUUCAAAGCCGCCGGCUUCGACCCAGCCAUCCGCGACCAGAUGCUCGUCAUCAAGGGCCACGAGGACACCCACGUCACGGCCUUGACGGGGGUGAUCGAAACCGCUUUCGGCAAAGGAACCGCGGUGGGAGCAUGUGAAUACAACUUCAACUUUGACACGGUCGCCGGGUUCGUCGCCACCGCCGCCGCCCUCGAACGUACGGGUGUGAGCGCAUACACGGGAGCCAUCGCAUUCAUCCAAUCCAACGCCGUCAAGACCGCCGGCGCCGCAAUCGCGACCGUCGAAGGCCGCCACGCCGCUCUGUUGAACGCCGUCAACGCCCAAAAACAGGGCGACGGAUCCGCAAAGAACAUCAACCCCAUCCCCGCCUCCUUCGACACCCCGCUAGGAUUCGCACCCAUCCUGUCCAUCGCAGCCCCCUUCAUCAAAUCCUGCCCCUUCGCACUCCCCGUAGCCCCCUUCCCAGCGUUAUCCCUCGCCAACCCCAACGGCGCAAUCGGCGAUAAGGUCUCCCUCCUCUUCACCGCGACCCUCACCCAAGCCCAACUGACCACGCCCGGGGCACUCCAAUGCGACAUCCUCUUUGGCCUCGCGCAGAAACGCACGCCGGUGACCAUCUCGAAAGACGCCAAGGGGAACAACCUGGCCGACUGCGUGAUCCCGCCUGAAGCCGCUGGGUUUGAGGAACUGAUGGUGUUUAUCGUGAAUCAGGAUCAGGAUGUGACGAUUGAGAAUGACAAGCAUGUUGUGGCGGGACCCACGACGUUCCAGACGUUGGAGAAGACGCUUGUUAAGGUUUCCGCUCAGUGAGCGAUAUCUUAACCACGGGCGUUCUCUCCAUCCCUCUCUCUCUCUCUCUCUCUCUCUCUCUCUCUCUCUCUCUUGAUCAUCCACUUCUUUUACUGUAGAGUUUUUCACUGGCGUAUGCGUUGUAUCAUAGAUUUUUCCUUCCGUUUUCCUCCGACAUCCUG